Messenger RNA from Arctia plantaginis, 567 nucleotides. The record is from the annotation of a GenBank genome assembly. Lineage: Eukaryota; Metazoa; Arthropoda; Insecta; Lepidoptera; Erebidae.
AUGUUGCAUUUGCUAAAACAGCAAAAACUACAGAUAGUUACAUCUGAACAGAUAAAAUCAGUUUUCCUGCAAUGGCUGCCAUGGAUUCUCCGCAUGUCGAGACCAGGAAAGAAGAUAACGAGAAAGACAAUUAUGAUGUCAAAUAGGAUGAGAGAACUAGAACUGAAAGAGAGAUCUUCAAAGUCUCUUCUAGCGAACGUCUUAGAUAUAGACGAUGAUUUUAGACACGUGCCUCCUCCGCCGAAUAGUACAGCAUCAACAGGGAAUUUAGGGCCUGGGUGCUCUAUAUUCCGUACGGAUUUCCGUCGGUCGUUCGUCCGUCCAUCUACGAUGGAGGACGUGGGUGGAGGACUAGGGAGUCACCACAGGGAACUCCAUUUGAUACUGAGAGAGUUGCAGUUCAUUACUGCGAGAAUGAAAAAGGCAGACGAUGAAGCUGAAUUAAUCAGCGAUUGGAAGUUUGCUGCGAUGGUUGUUGACAGGUUUUGCCUGUUCGUGUUCACACUUUUCACAAUUAUUGCGACAGUGGCUGUCCUUUUGUCGGCGCCGCAUAUCAUCGUUCAAUAA